AUGGUGAAAGUUAGAGGAAUCGGAACAGAAGUGCAGUGUCGGGCAAUUCUCAAUUCAGGCUCACAAGUUAAUUUUGUGACUGAACGAUUGGUUAAACGUAUUGGUAUCUCAACUAAACCAUCAUCAAUCUCCAUUAGUGGCAUCGGGUCAAGGAGCACUAAGAUACAGCAUCGAGUCAAUGUGACGCUACAGUCUCGGAUCAACAACUUUACAACGUGGCUAGAGGCAGCGAUAUUGCCUCAGAUUAUAUCCCCGCAGCCGUCGCAAGAAAUCAAGAUCGACGAAUGGCAAAUUCCUGAGAACAUCAUGUUAGCCGAUCCAUCAUUCAAUCGCCCUGACAAAAUUGAUAUAUGGUUGGGGGCGGAAUCCUACAAUCAACUGAUGGCAGCAGGGCAAAUCAAACUGUCAGAUACAGUGCUGGGAUGGAUCAUCGCGGGAAAAGUUGGUGGCAACUACAUCUCAAAUGCAAUAUGUGGAAUCUGUACCAACGAUGACAUCAACUUAGAUGCAGCCAUUGCUCGAUUAUGGGAACUUGAGGAUGUUGCAACUGUAAGAAAACAACAUUCCGUAGCAGAAAAACAGUGCGAAGCUCAUUUCGCACAACAUAUACUCAUCAAUGAAAAUGGGAGAUUCAUGGUAAGGCUACCAUUUCAUGAAAAUCCGGAAUCCUAUGGGAUGGCGUAUAAUCGAUUCCUGGCCUUAGAACGUCGACUGGCAAAAUCGCUCCAGACAAAGAAUCAAUAUGUACAAUUUAUGGAGGAAUAUGAGAACUUGGGGCACAUGACGCAAGUGGAUAUUGAUUCCAUCAGUAAACCUAGGUACUUCAUUCCUCACCAUUGCAUUGUGAGACCCGAAAACCGCAAUACAAAAUUACGUGUGGUGUUCGACGCAUCAGCAAAAUCGUCCACUGGCAUGUCUUUGAACGACCUCAUGUAUACCGGACCCACUGUUCAGAGCGAGCUUUUCACCAUUUUACUUCGCUUCCGUUUGCCCAGGUUCGUCUUCACCACAGAUGUAGAAAAAAUGUAUCGACAGAUGCUCAUUCAACCGGACGAACGCAAUUUCCAACUUAUCAUCUGGCGAAAGGAUUCAAGCCUACCAAUAAAGCAUUAUCAGCUAAAUACAAUCACAUAUGGGACAAGAUCUGCUCCAUAUUUAGCCACCAAAUGUUUGCAGAAAAUUGCAAAAGAAAAUACUUAA
This is a messenger RNA of Rhagoletis pomonella (apple maggot), 1200 nucleotides long. RefSeq lists its product as uncharacterized. The transcript has a single exon. The record is from RefSeq and is a predicted model, not a curated record. Bases 1 to 1200 code for a protein of 399 amino acids. Lineage: Eukaryota; Metazoa; Arthropoda; Insecta; Diptera; Tephritidae.